GCUCCUUGGGCUCGGGGGCGGCAGCCAGAAGCAGCUUCGCGCCGAGUUCCCGGGGGAGCGGCGGCGGCGGUGGCUGCGGCUUUGGUGGCGGCGGCGGCGGCGGUGGUGGCGGCGGCGGCGGCGUCCUGGGGCUGGAAGGACGGGAACACCUGCCGCGGCUCGCCCGCCGGCGCUGGGACCUCUGCUUUCCAGGAAGAUAAAAGGCUUUUAAAGCUGCCUAGCACUGGAAGGAUAGGCUCUGGAUGCUGUGGGAUGGAGCAGGUGUGCCGAGGGUGAGGACCCACGCUCUGGGAUCCAUUCAUUUGCUGCCUGCCUUAGCAAGAUCGUCAGCUUGAGCAAACUUGGCCCAGGAUGAGGAUGCCUGUGGGCCUCCCGCUGCUGUUCCCCCUCUGGGGGAGGACCUUCCUCCUCUUCCUCCUGUCUGCAGCUGUGGCUCAGUCCCGCUGGCCCAGUGACCCCUCAGAGCCUGUCAGGGACUGGGAGAACCAGCUUGAGGCGUCCAUGCACUCCGUGCUGUCAGACCUGCACGAGGCGGUCCCCACAGUGGUUGGCAUUCCUGAUGGCACAGCUGUGGUCGGGCGCUCGUUUCGAGUGGCCAUUCCAACAGAUCUAAUUGGCUCCAGUGGAGACGUCAUCAAGGUAUCAGCAGCAGGAAAGGAGGCUUUGCCAUCUUGGCUGCACUGGGAUCCGCAGAGCCACACCCUGGAAGGCCUUCCCCUGGACACUGACAAAGGGGUGCACUAUAUCUCAGUGAGUGCUGCACGGCUGGGGGCCAACGGCAGCCACAUCCCCCAGAUGGCCAGCGUCUUCUCCAUCGAGGUCUACCCCGAGGACCACAGUGAGCCACAGUCUGUGCGGGCGACCUCUCCAGACCCAGGCGAGCUGGCGCCCUCUGCCUGUGCUGCCGAUGAGCCUGUGACUGUCUUGACAGUGAUUCUAGAUGCCGAUCUCACCAAGAUGACCCCGAAGCAAAGGCUUGACCUCCUGCACCAGAUGCAAAGCUUCUCGCAGGUAGAGCUCCAUCACAUGAAGCUGGUGCCCGUGGUGAACAACAGACUGUUUGAUAUGUCUGCCUUCAUGGCUGGUCCUGGAAAUGCAAAAAAGGUGGUGGAGAAUGGGGCUCUGCUCUCCUGGAAGCUGGGCUGCUCGUUGAACCAGAACAGUGUGCCUGACAUCCGUGGCGUGGAAACCCCUGCCAGGGAGGGCACCAUGUCUGCCCAGCUCGGCUACCCUGUGGUGGGCUGGCACAUUGCUAAUAAGAAGCCGCCUCUCCCCAAACGUGUCCGACGGCAGAUCCAUGCCACACCCACCCCUGUUACUGCCAUUGGCCCCCCAACCACGGCCAUCCAGGAGCCACCAUCCCGCAUCGUGCCCACCCCAACAUCCCCAGCCAUUGCUCCUCCCACAGAGACCAUGGUGCCUCCUGUCAGAGACCCUGUUCCCGGGAAGCCCACAGUCACCAUUCGGACCCGAGGUGCCAUUAUUCAGACUCCAACCCUGGGCCCCAUCCAGCCUACUCGGGUGCUAGAAGCUGGCACCACAGUUCCUGGUCAGAUUCGCCCAACAGUGACCAUUCCUGGCUAUGUGGAGCCCACAGCUGUUGCUACCCCUCCUACAACUACAACCAAAAAACCACGUGUGUCCACACCAAAACCAGCAACGCCCUCAACUGACUCAACCACCACAACUCGCAGGCCAACCAAGAAACCACGGACCUCCAGGCCAGUGCCCCGGGUCACCACCAAGGCACCCAGCACUAGGCUGGAAACGGCCUCACCACCAACUCGUGUCCGCACCACCACCAGUGGGGUGCCCCGUGGCGGGGAACCUAACCAGCGCCCUGAACUCAAGAACCACAUUGAUAGGGUGGAUGCCUGGGUCGGCACCUACUUUGAGGUGAAGAUCCCAUCAGAUACCUUCUAUGACAAGGAAGACACGACCACCGACAAGCUGAAACUGACCCUGAAGCUGCGGGAACAACAGCUGGUGGGCGAGAAGUCAUGGGUACAGUUCAACAGUAACAGCCAGCUCAUGUAUGGCCUCCCUGACAGCAGCCAUGUAGGCAAGCACGAGUAUUUCAUGCACGCCACCGACAAGGGGGGCCUGUCGGCUGUGGAUGCCUUUGAGAUCCAUGUCCACAAGCGCCCUCAAGGGGACAAAGCACCUGCACGCUUCAAGGCCAAGCUGGCCGGUGACCCCACACCGGUGGUAAAUGACAUCCACAAGAAAAUUGCCCUGGUGAAGAAGCUGGCCUUUGCCUUUGGCGACCGCAACUGCAGCACCAUCACCCUGCAAAACAUCACACAUGGCUCCAUUAUAGUGGAAUGGACCAACAACACGCUGCCACAGGAGCCCUGCCCCAAGGAGCAGAUUGCUGGGCUUAGCCGGAGGAUCGCUGAGGACAAUGGGCAGCCUCGGCCGGCCUUCUCCAACGCCCUGGAGCCUGACUUCAAGGCCCUGAGUGUUGCCGUCACAGGUUCUGGCAGUUGUCGGCACCUGCAGUUCAUCCCAGUGCCACCGCCCGGUACCCCGUCUUCAGUGACACCCCUCACGGAGGUGCCAGACAGGGACCCCGAGAAGAGCAGUGAGGAUGACGUCUACCUGCACACGGUCAUUCCGGCCGUGGUGGUUGCUGCCAUCCUGCUCAUUGCUGGUAUCAUUGCCAUGAUCUGCUACCGCAAGAAACGGAAGGGCAAGCUCACCCUGGAGGACCAGGCCACUUUCAUCAAGAAGGGUGUGCCUAUCAUCUUUGCUGAUGAGCUGGAUGACUCCAAGCCCCCACCCUCUUCCAGCAUGCCCCUCAUCCUGCAAGAGGAGAAGGCCCCUCUGCCCCCACCAGAGUAUCCCAACCAGAGUGUGCCCGAGACAACUCCUCUGAACCAGGACACUGUGGGAGAGUACACACCCCUGCGGGAUGAGGAUCCCAAUGCGCCUCCCUACCAGCCCCCACCACCCUUCACAGCACCCAUGGAGGGCAAGGGCUCGCGUCCCAAGAACAUGACCCCUUACCGGUCACCUCCUCCUUAUGUGCCCCCUUAACCCACAAGCGCCUGGGUGGAGGCAGGGGUAGGGCAGGGGCCUGGAGACAACGCAAGGUUGUCUGUGGAGACCAGUGGCCCGCAAACCAUUGUCCACCCACCGGGAGCUGACGCCAGACCUAGCACACACUGACACACGGGGCCUGGACAAGCCCGCCCUCUCUGGUCCUCCCAAACCCCCCAAAGCAGCUGGAAAGACUUUGGGGACUUUUUUUAUUUUUAUUUUUGCCUAACAGCUUUUUUGUUUGUUCAUAGAAAAUUCUUCGCUGCGUUUUUGGUGGCUGGCUCUGAAAGCACCAUGUGGAGUAGAGAUAGCUGGGGGGGCGCGAGGAACCGUGAAUGAACUCGCAGGCAGUGCCGGGCAGCCCCCCGGCUCUCUGCGUUUUGCCUUUAACACUAACUGUACUGUUUUUUCUAUUCACGUGUGUCUAGCUGCAGGAUGUAACAUGGAAAACAGUAGCUAAAGAUUAAAUUCAAAGGACUUUCAGAAGUUAAUGGGUUAAGUUUUUACAUUUAAUCUGCUGUUUACCUAAACUUGUAUGUAUAAUUUUUGGGUGGGUAUGGGGAAUUGGUUUGCUAAAAAUAAGCUCCCAGGGUGUUUCAAACUUAGAGAAGACCAAGGGACAGUAUUUUUUAUCAAAGGAAUCCUAUUUUUUCACACUAUGUCAACUUGGUUGCUCUGAUAUCCCAGAGCCUAAGCGGGGGCCAGAAGACCCCCGCUCAGGGGCCGGGGCCCUGGUGCUGGAUUUGUUCUCCUGUGGUAGACAGGAGCUGGAAGCUGGAGGGGCCUCUUGGGCCGUGGACAUCCCCACCUCCACCCCAUGCACGCUUGUGGCCCACCACCAAGGGGGUCUUCAUUCCCAUGGGAAAGGGACUCCAAGAGGCAGUGGUGGCCAUGGCCCCCACCCUAGGUGCUCCAAGGUGGGCCAGCUGCUCAUGGGGGCGCCUGGGGAGGUAGAGGGACUCAACCACAUUGACCCAUUUUCUUUUACCUUUCUUCUUCUUUCCCCCUCUUCCCUUUUCACACCCCGCCCUCUCCCCCAAAAAAGGAAUACCACAGCUUUUGAAACACUCAGUGGGGGACAUUUUGGUGAAGAUGCAAUAUUUUUAUGUCAUGUGAUGCUCUUCCCUCACUUAACCUUGGCCACUUUGUCCCAGCAGUCCACAGCCCUGCCCUGAUCCCAGUCUACCCCUAUUCUCUGGCGCUCCAGUCCCCGGCCUUGGGCCCAAACCAACGACUGGAAAAGCUGUGGUGGCCAGGGAGGAGUGCCAGCAAUAGUUCAUAGUAACAGAUCUGUGGGCUCUCAAAGCUAAUUUUUUACUAAAAGUUUUUAUACAGCCUCAAAUUGUUUUAUUAAAAAAAAUAGAUUAAAAAUGGUGAUGCUUACAGCAGUUUGUACAAGCUCUUAGUGUCAAUUCCAUGGACCCUGACGGCUUUGCUCGUAUUGAUUUUUUUUUUUCCUCCUCCCUCCCCCUUUUCCUAACAGUUUAAAUUCUGGAAUUACACUGGGCCUCUUUCGCCUUUUUUAGCAAGAACGUCCGUCUGUCCAUCUACAUCUCUGUCCCAUGACUCAGGGGCGCCCGCUGUGCUUCGACUCUCCUCGUUUGGAAGCAGCAUGACUUUUCUUGGUGUCCAAGUUAUUUUGGGUCCCUUUUAGGGAGGAAUGCCUUUCGCAAUAAUGUCGCCCUCUCCUGGUCUGGGAUGGGUGGGUGGGUGGAUCCGGAGCAACUACUUUCUAAGCCAUAUCGACUAUUUUGCAGAGGGUUCAUGUGUGUGCUGCCUCAGGAGGGCAGGGCAGGGCUGGCCAGGAGGGGCAGGAUCUCCCUUCUGCCAUGUCUGGAGGGCUCUUCUGCUUGGCUCUCCUCCCACAGGCCCCAGACCCCAGUCCCUAGCAGGGUCCUCCGAAAUAAGCGGUGCCCCUGUGGGAGCUCCCAGUGGACAGCAGUGACUAUUGGGCCUGGAGCCUCCAAGCCCUGGUCCAAGCCAGAGUUUCCCUGAUGCCUCAGAGUCAGGAGCACAAGUGGAAUCUGACCCGGGUGAGAUUCUUUCUGAUGACCUUGUCAAAAAAUAAACAAUUCCUACUGUUCCAGGUAAGGGCUUUGAAAGGCCUUCCAAAGAGCUCCGUUGCCGCAGGCAACCCCACCAUCGGGCACCGCUGCACAGAGACAGGCCUGGCCCCAAUGGCCUGUUGCCUUAGCAACCGGAGCCGAUGGGGCAGUGAACAGAAUAAUAACAGCAACAAUGCCUUCACAGGCAGCCUCCCCUGCGUGCUGGGCUGGCUAGUCGGCCGUUGGACUCUGUUAGACGGAGAGCCACUCUCACACUCAAGUUCACCAACCACUGACGUGUUUUGAUUUCCUUCUACAUGAUUUUACGAUGUGUUUUCUGCAUUCUGUAUAGAAACAUAUCAAACUAAAUAAAAGCAGCGUCUUUAUUACAAUG
This is a messenger RNA of Ochotona curzoniae (black-lipped pika), 5481 nucleotides long. RefSeq names its product dystroglycan. The record is from RefSeq and is a predicted model, not a curated record. The transcript has 4 exons. Gene Ontology annotation, molecular function: laminin binding; calcium ion binding. The coding region runs from base 352 to 3039 and encodes 895 amino acids. Gene Ontology annotation, cellular component: sarcolemma; dystrophin-associated glycoprotein complex; basement membrane. NCBI's taxonomy places the organism in Eukaryota, Metazoa, Chordata, Mammalia, Lagomorpha, Ochotonidae. Gene Ontology annotation, biological process: nerve development; axon guidance; muscle attachment.